GACCUAAUAAGGUCAUGCACACUGCAGGAGACCUACAUAAAAGUGAGAACACUUGGGGGACUUUGCAGGACACUGGGGAGAGAGAGAAGGCAGGAGCUGUCCAGCCAGCGUUAAGGAACACACGAAGGUGACCAUGGCUAAGGAGUGGGGCUACGCCAGCCACAACGGACCGGAGCACUGGCAUGAACUGUAUCCAAUCGCGAAGGGGGACAACCAGUCACCCAUCGAACUGCAUACUAAAGACAUUAAGCAUGACCCAUCUCUGCAGCCAUGGUCAGCAUCUUAUGACCCUGGCUCUGCUAAGACCAUCCUAAACAAUGGGAAGACCUGCAGGGUUGUGUUUGAUGAUACCUACGACAGGUCCAUGCUGAGGGGUGGUCCUCUCUCUGGACCUUACCGACUUCGGCAGUUCCACCUUCACUGGGGCUCCUCAGAUGACCAUGGCUCUGAGCACACAGUGGAUGGGGUAAAGUAUGCUGCUGAGCUUCAUCUGGUUCACUGGAAUCCAAAGUAUAACACCUUCGGAGAAGCUCUGAAGCAGCCAGAUGGAAUUGCUGUAGUUGGCAUUUUUCUGAAGAUAGGACGGGAGAAAGGCGAGUUCCAAAUUCUCCUUGAUGCCCUGGACAAAAUUAAGACUAAGGGCAAAGAGGCUCCUUUCACGCACUUCGAUCCGUCCUGCCUGUUCCCUGCUUGCCGGGACUACUGGACCUACCAUGGCUCCUUCACCACGCCCCCCUGCGAGGAGUGUAUCGUGUGGCUGCUGCUGAAGGAGCCCAUGACCGUGAGCUCAGACCAGAUGGCCAAGCUGCGCAGCAUCUUUGCCAGCGCAGAGAAUGAGCCCCCGGUGCCUCUGGUGGGGAAUUGGCGCCCUCCGCAGCCGAUCAAGGGCAGGGUGGUGAAGGCUUCUUUCAAGUGAGGCUCUGGGCUUGCCCUCUUCAGGAAAGGAAACCGGCGCCCAAGAGCCCACUUGCUUCCUCCUGGUGCCCCCC
Molecule: messenger RNA, 989 nt
Organism: Acomys russatus (golden spiny mouse)
Lineage: Eukaryota; Metazoa; Chordata; Mammalia; Rodentia; Muridae
Gene: Ca3
Product: carbonic anhydrase 3
Exons: 7
Coding region: 134-916 (260 amino acids)
Cellular component (GO): cytoplasm
Molecular function (GO): carbonate dehydratase activity; zinc ion binding
Source: RefSeq, a predicted model, not a curated record